This is a messenger RNA of Balearica regulorum gibbericeps (East African grey crowned-crane), 921 nucleotides long. The record is from RefSeq and is a predicted model, not a curated record. Lineage: Eukaryota; Metazoa; Chordata; Aves; Gruiformes; Gruidae.
UGCACAUAUCAUCCAGGUGUGCCAGUCUUUCAUGAUGCUCUCAAAGGUUGGUCAUGUUGUAAGAGAAGAACAACAGACUUUUCUGACUUCUUAAGCAUUGUGGGCUGUACAAAGGGUCUCCAUAACAGUGAGAAACCUCCUGAGCCUGUCAAACCUGAAGUCAAAACUACCUCUGAACGAAAGGAGCUAGCUGAACUGAAACCCAAAUUUCAAGAACACAUAAUUCAGGCACCAAAACCAUUGGAAACAAUUAAAAGGCCAAGCCCAGAUGAGCCAAUGACAAAUUUGCAGCUGAAAGUGUCAGCUUCCUUGAAGCAAGCACUAGAUAAACUGAAACUGUCAUCAGAAAACGAAGAGAAAAAAGAGGAAGACAGUGAUGAAAUCAAGAUUGGGACGGCAUGUAAAAAUGCAGGCUGUUCAAAAACAUACGAAGGACCACACAGCACAGAAGAAGUAUGUAUAUACCAUUCUGGUGUACCUAUAUUCCAUGAAGGGAUGAAGUAUUGGAGCUGUUGCAAAAGAAAAACAUCUGACUUCAAUACAUUUUUAGCUCAAGAAGGCUGCACAACAGGAACACACGUAUGGACUAAAAAGGAUGCAAAAGUAGUUCCAUGCAGGCAUGAUUGGCACCAGACUGGAGGAGAAGUAACUAUUUCUGUAUAUGCUAAAAACUCUGUUCCUGAUCUGAGCUACGUAGAAGCAAAUAGCACAAUGUUAAAUAUCCAUAUUGUAUUUGAAGGAGAAAAGGAAUUUCAUCGCAGUGUGAAAUUAUGGGGAGUAAUCGAUGUAAAGAGAAGUUAUGUGAACAUGACGGCUACAAAGAUUGAGCUUACGAUGAGAAAAGCAGAGCCCCUAUUAUGGGCAAGUCUUGAAUUACCGGUAUCCAACGCACAACAAAAAAAAGAAAAUUCAGAUCAAUAA